AAUGGAAAGGAAAGAAGUCGUGGUACGGAGAGACGGUGGCGCGUCGUGGUGAGAGCGGCGCGUGAAGUGCGAGAAAGAGAGAGCCAAAAGAGAAAAGCACACUUUCACUUGUGGACCCAUUUGUCCCCGACCUCUCAUCUCCUUCUCUCUCUCUCUCUUCAAACCCUAAAACUCACGCAUUUUUGCACUGCAAGUUCUCUGAAUCCCUCUUUCUCUCUCUCUAUCUCUAUCUCUAUCUCCGUUUGUUUCCCAAGAAAUUCACUCAAAUCAAAGCUCAAAUUUCGGAUCUUACAGCUGUCUCCUUGAGGAGACGAUGAGCAGAGAACAUCCCCCCGAGCCCCUUGAUUUCUUCAUCUGGACUGUUGAGGAUGUUGGAUCUUGGCUUGAAGAGAUAAACCUUGGGAGCUACCGCCAGAUAUUCAAAGAAAAUGGUGUCAAUGGAGAAUAUCUAGAAAGUAUGUCUGUGUUUACAACCGAACAGAUCCUUCACUUCAUAAGGAGGCAUCACAUGAAAUGGGGAGAUUUUAUCACCCUCUGUAAAGAACUCAGAAGGAUUAAAGUGGCUUGUUUGAAAGGUGAGCAGAGAGUUCGACGGCCAUGGUGGGCACCCUCUUGUCUCUCAGUAGUCUUUGUUAAGGCGGCUAAGCGCAACCGACAAUCCCGUGUUGUAUCUCUAAAGCUUGAAUCUUGACAUUACACUUUGGCUGUUUAUGUAUGUACUUGUCUCUCUUUUUUUUUUGUCCUUUUUUGGUUUGGGUUUGUUUUGGGAGAUGAAAGGCAUAUGUAGGAAGAAACAAACUCAAGCCAAAAUACUGUUUGGCUUGGUAAAAUCCUGCAAGGGGAAAAAAAAUUAUGGGUUUUGUACUUUCGUGUAUACAAAGCUUUCUCUCAGAUGUUUAAUGGCUUGUGCAAUAUUUAUGUGACAGAUAAUAAUAGUAUGACUAAUCCGAAGUAUUAAUUUGA
This is a messenger RNA of Eutrema salsugineum, 963 nucleotides long. RefSeq lists its product as uncharacterized. Gene Ontology annotation, molecular function: protein binding. The coding region runs from base 314 to 691 and encodes 125 amino acids. The record is from RefSeq and is a predicted model, not a curated record. The transcript has 4 exons. NCBI's taxonomy places the organism in Eukaryota, Viridiplantae, Streptophyta, Magnoliopsida, Brassicales, Brassicaceae.